This is a messenger RNA of Erpetoichthys calabaricus (reedfish), 3208 nucleotides long. RefSeq names its product collagen-like tail subunit (single strand of homotrimer) of asymmetric acetylcholinesterase (gene colq). The transcript has 17 exons. The coding region runs from base 69 to 1418 and encodes 449 amino acids. NCBI's taxonomy places the organism in Eukaryota, Metazoa, Chordata, Cladistia, Polypteriformes, Polypteridae. The record is from RefSeq and is a predicted model, not a curated record. Gene Ontology annotation, molecular function: heparin binding.
GAGAGAGAGAAAUCCUGAAACCACAGCCAGAACCCAGGAGUUUGAAUUGCUGAGUAUCUCCAAGCAGCAUGGUUCUGAUUACAUUUGGAUGUCAUUUCCAGCUUCUUUUCUGCUUUGUGUUAUCUCAAUCUUCUUUCUUGGAGAACAUUGUCUCUUUCCCAGCAGCACUAAAAUCACUGGAACAUAAAAAGAGAAGCACGAGCAAUAUAUGCUGCCUCCUUACUCCACCGCCUCCUCCUUUAUUCCCUCCUCCACCAUCACUGCGAGAUCCUCACAAUCAGAAUGAAGAAAACAAAGAAAAUAAAGAAAAAAAGAAUUCUACAAUGCCUACAUGUACGCCAGGCCCAUCUGGGCCUCCUGGACCCCAGGGCCCUCAAGGAAUUCCAGGGUUAAUGGGACCAAAAGGGGAGAAGGGAGAAAUUGGCAGGCCUGGAUCAAAGGGAAGGACAGGCCCACCAGGCCUUCCAGGAAGACAAGGGCCAGCAGGUUGGCCAGGACCAAGUGGGCCAAAGGGUGAAAAGGGAGAUCCAGGUCUAAUGGGAUUGCCAGGUGCACGAGGACCAAUAGGGCCCAAGGGUUUGCCUGGAUUUAAAGGAGAAAAGGGAUCUAGAGGUGAACAAGGAGAGCAAGGUCUGAAAGGUGAAAAGGGAAAUAUGGGACUACCUGGAAUGCUAGGCCAGAAGGGAGAAAUGGGUCCAAAGGGAGAACCUGGAGUAUCAGGACAUCGAGGCCCAACUGGUAGACCUGGCAAAAGAGGAAAACAUGGAGAAAAGGGAGACACUGGGCAUGCUGGUCCCAUUGGCCCUGUUGGUCCACCUGGAGCUACUGGUCAUCCAGGCCCACCUGGACUUCCUGGAUCAGGACGAAUAAUAAUGGGACAAAAAGGUGAGAAAGGACUGCCUGGAAUUCCAGGCCGAUGCUACUGUAACCCACCGGUAACUGUGAAUAGCCCUCCAUAUGAGGAGCCUUUGCCUGGCGUCAACUACCCUAAAGUGCCAGUGAUUUUUGUGGUAAAUAAUCAAGAUGAACUGGACAGGCUAAACACUGAUAAUGCACUGGCUUUCAGAAGAGAUCAAAGGUCACUUUAUUUUAAGGAUACAGAAGGAUGGUUUCCAGUUCAGCUGACACCAUACCAGUCUCUUGAAAGCCCUGAACUGGAAGGUUUUUGUGGGGAUGGAAUCGUGCAGGAGCUUAAUGAUGAAGACUGUGAUGACGGCAACAAGAUUGUUACUGAUGGCUGCAUCAAAUGCAAACAUGCUUAUUGUGGGGAUGGAUAUCGGCAUGAUGGGGUUGAAGAAUGUGAUGGCAAAGACUUUGGUUAUCAGACUUGCAAAACAUAUCUUCCUGGGUCUUAUGGAGAGCUGAAAUGCACCUCUUACUGCUACAUUGACUCUACAAACUGCAAGUUUUUUACAUGAAGGCAGCAAAAGGAGUAACGCUUGCUUCCCACAGUAUGUUGUAUAUUUGGUGCUAUUACCAAUCUGGCAGGACUGAGGCAAUGCAAAACAAAACACAACACAACACAGGUUAGACUUUCUGUUCUCUUGCUGCUCUGAGGCACAUAGGUGACGGGGAUUUCUAAAAUCCAAACAUUUGUCUGGAAACACAUCCCUUAGGACCAUUGUAUUCUGUCUUAAUAACUCAACAAAAGUCGGUAUGCUAAGUAGACCUUUAAAGCGUCUUGAGUGACAUCUGAAGAUCCGCCACCUCUGCAGGGACGAAAUUGAUGGCAAAGCCGAUGAAGAAUACAGAGAACCAGGAAACAGACUGGUGCAGGUGGAACAACAUUACCUCGACUUAGCACUGUUACAUAGGUCAUUCAGGUCUUUGGGAACUUUGGAACAUCUGUAUUCUGGGUGCUGUGUGGAUAGAAACACUUUAAUCUUUUACUUUAAUGUGAAUUCAUAUUUAAUAGAACCGCAUGAAGACAAUUAAAUGAAGACAGCAAAAGUACCCAGUACCAUAAGCUAUAUUCUACUCGAUGUUGCAGCUUCCGUGUCCACAAUCUUGUUAUGUACUGUUUAAACCUUUGAAGUUCUGUAUUUAGAGUAUUAUAAUUUGUUUUCUGUUCUGUAAUCAGGGAUUCAAAUGCAGUCUUUUUUUACUCACAAUUUUAAAAGUCCACACAUACAGUAUAUCACAUGUAAGCAAAGGCGACUGUUUGGUGUGGUACUCUGUUAAAGCAUCACACAUUUAAUUACAACACAAUAGUACUAAAAAAACAAAUCAAAACCAUUUUUAGAUGCAGAUUAAAAACACAAUGGUUCAAAAAUUAUUUUUUAAUAAUGCAUUGUUUAUUUAAUUCUUUGGGCAGAAGACCAAAAGAACACCAAAACCCCUCAUAAACAAAUUUCUCGAUAGCAUUCCUUUAGCCUUACUCUAGAAGUCGCCCCAAUAAGGUGACACCUUGCAAUCUUUAUGGUGUCCAUUACAAUCGCUGAUGUCUCUUGAACUGAUUAAACCAAGAUUAUUGUGGAAAGCACAAUUAUUUUAAGGGGCUAAAAAAAGUGCACAGAAUGGUGUGCAAAAGACAAAAAAUAUCUUGGGGUAAGCAUUUGUCUUUUUUUUUUUUGUAUCUUUCAAAUACUUUUUUUCAUUUAUUAAAAUCUGACCUACCUCACUGUGGGUUAAAAUGUCUGUCACAUUGUGGAUAUCGGCGGUUGGUGAACAGUGAUGUAACGAUGAGCCCUAUUUGCCGUAGCUUUGUGUAUCUUAAAGAGCCUCUUCAUUGAGUAUUGGACAUUUCGAUAUGAGCCCUUGGUUUUUUUUGUUUUUGUUUUUUUUUUUAACACAAUUUCCAUGAUGCUUGGCAUUAAAACAUUGUCUGUGUGUGCACAUUUAUAGUGUCUGCAAAAUGUACAAUAUAUACAGAACAAAAUAAAGAUAUAUCUGGGAAUGCGUAUCAGUCGUUCAGCCCUCGUAAGGUCCACAGAAAAUAAUGGAAUGCUUAUAAAUGUGCAUGGGCUUCAUGCUUCAGGGACUUCAUUUUCCACAGAGGUUUCUCACUUAUCAUUUUCUCAGUACUGUCAGUAAGCAAAUGGAUGACUCAUGUAAAUUACGAUGUAUAAAUCUUUCUUUUGUGUUUUGUAUAUUACGGCAUUAUGAUGCAUUUGCAUGUUCAUGAUGUUGUCACUCAAAUGCCAACAAACAAAUCUGACUGUUUUUCUGGUGACAUUUUGCAACAUGCUCAUUAAACUGUCUUGUGUCA